This is a messenger RNA of Salmo salar (Atlantic salmon), 5874 nucleotides long. RefSeq names its product transcription factor Jun. NCBI's taxonomy places the organism in Eukaryota, Metazoa, Chordata, Actinopteri, Salmoniformes, Salmonidae. Gene Ontology annotation, biological process: regulation of transcription by RNA polymerase II; regulation of cell cycle; regulation of cell population proliferation. The record is from RefSeq and is a predicted model, not a curated record. Gene Ontology annotation, molecular function: DNA-binding transcription factor activity, RNA polymerase II-specific; RNA polymerase II cis-regulatory region sequence-specific DNA binding; transcription factor binding. Gene Ontology annotation, cellular component: transcription regulator complex.
CCAAGCAGAAAACCCCACAGUACAACUGACAGUGGAUUUUGCAGCUCAGACGAGGAAACGAGAGGCAACAGAGAGUAGCAGAAGGAAGAGAAGCCCGAUUUCUCCUCUGUCAAAUGUCAGUUUACAGAGAAUAAAACUGGAUUAUAUGAAUUUUUCCAUCUGAAUUUGUUGGAAGAUUUUUGUUUAACGCACGGGAUAUCGUAUUCAUUUUUGAAUUGAUCAUCUGUACACACACACACACACACACACACACACACACACACGCUCGAUCGACUCACAGGCAGCGUGCGUGGGUAACAUCUACCAUACGAUGGAUGGUAUUCUGUGUCACCGUUGAUCGGUGUGAUUAACGCGAAUCACCGGAGAUGAGUCACUGGAUUGUUUCACGGGGACGUUAUUUCUCGAAACGUAACGUUAGUAGGCUAAUCAACUUGUCAUCGCACUGAACGGGCUUUCCUGUCAUCAUUGUGAAUACGUGAGACAUUGUGAGACGUUCGCCUAUUGUGGCAGAUUUCAUAUUGGAAUAUUUUUGAACAAAAGUCUUAAAUCUUCAGAGUUAAUGUGAAGGUGGAACACUUCAACCUCUAUAUAAUAAUCAGAUUAUGAAGAUUCUGCCUCCUUGCGUCAAUGACGGCUAAAAUGGAAACCCCUUUCUACGACGACGAGGCUCUAGGUGUUCCUCACAACUUCGGACAACACCAUGCAGAUUACCAACGUUACCAGGGCCACAAGAUGAUGAGUAAAAAAGUGGCACAUAACUUCUCAGGAGGUUCCCACAGCAGCUCUGGCCUGAAACUGUUACAAAACCAGCCGGGGAGCAACUGCAAUAUCAACCCUAAUAACCUGGGAGGGAUUAACAGCAACACAAACAGCUCCUUAAUACCCGGCGGCUUGUCAGAUAUGAACCUUCUGAAGCUAGCCUCCCCUGACCUCGAGCACCUCAUCAUCCAGUCUAACCAGGGCUUGGUGACGACGUCUCCCGUCCCCAACCCUAACGGAGGUAACCCCUUCAUGUACCGGAACAACGCCACUAACGAACAGGAGGGUUUUGCCGAUGGGUUCGUCAAAGCCCUGGCGGAUCUCCAUAAGCAGAACCAGCUGGUUGGAGCUCCCAUGUCCCCGUCCUCCUCUAUACAAGGCCCCUACCAGAGGAACAUCAUGCCUGCAGGAGACCUACCCAUCUAUACCAACCUCAGCAGCUACAACCCCAACCACCCCAACCAUAUAUCAUCUUCCUACACAGGGGGUCAGAUGCACGGCGGCUACCCAGGCCACGGACCCCACGGACCCGGAGGCCAAGGGUCCCACCAUACCCACAACAGAGGCCCGGACGCCCCUCAGACUGUCCCAGAGAUACGUCACCCUCCCGGGGACUCCACCUCCUCCCCUCCCUCACUGUCUCCCAUCGACCUGGAGACCCAGGAGAGGAUCAAAGCCGAGAGGAAGAAGCUACGUAACAGGAUCGCGGCGUCUAAGUGUCGUAAAAGGAAACUGGAGCGGAUCUCCAGGCUAGAGGAGAAGGUGAAGGUUCUGAAGACCCAGAACUGUGACCUGACCUCCACCGCCUCGAUACUGAGGGAACAGGUGGCCCAGCUCAAACAGAAAGUCAUGAAUCACGUCACCAACGGUUGCCAGAUAGCAGUCAGCUCAGCAGCCCUGCAGUCCAAGAGCACCGGGGACAGGGAGAGCACCAGCUGCUGAUCAACGGGCUGUACUGUACAGGGAUGAGGAGGGUGGUUUUCUGUUGCUCUGAGUCAGUCCUCUCUAAUGGAAUUAGUACCUCUACAAGGUAAACGAUGGGUGUUGUGAGAGUAAAUAAAGUACGCUAGCUACGUGAGAUGUUGAGGAGAAGGGAGAAUCCCACCUCUCUAUGCUAACUACGUGAGAUGUUGAGAAGGGAGAAUCCCACCUCGCCAUGCUAACAAUCGUGAGAUGUUGAGAAGGGAGAAUCCCACCUCUCUAUGCUAACAAUCGUGAGAUGUUGAGAAGGGAGAAUCCCACCUCUCUAACCUCUACAGACACUUUGAGUUGUAGUAGUAACACAACAAGAAAAGAACAUGAGACACCUCUGUCUUUCUACUUUAGUUUUGUCCUCUCGCAGCCCCGACAGUGACCAAGGUAUCUGUGCUCAGUAGGAGCACAGUAAACCACACACACACACACACACACACAGCAGAGUACCAGACUGAAGACUGUGCUCUACAACACUGACCCUUGUACAUAACCAGGCAACCAUAGGAGAGUGAGGAGCGGAGGACAUUGUUCCUCUAGUAUUCAGUUCAGUAGGUCCCGGCUGUUUGUGGCAAACAGGAAUUCUAAUAACUGAGAGGGUGUGAAACAUCCAGGGUUUCCCUGUAGGGUAGACAGGUACAUGUCACCUCAGAACCAGAAUUCCUACAUUCUAAAAGGUAAUCUCUCUCUCUCUCUUAUGAUUUCAGAAGAACAUUUUUUCCAAAGGCUGUUCUACGGUAUUUCUUACUGUCAUUACCAUAGUAUUUUUGCCAGCUAAACAUUUGAGUCGAAUCAGAAGUAAACUUUUUACUGAGUUUUAACUUUUAAAAAAACAAUUUCAAAACGACAAAUGUGUUACUCCAAGGCCCUGCGUAUUAGACGCUGUAAACUCUAUUUUGAAAUUAAAGAGAAAUUAAGAUAUUUUUUUUUUUCUUUUCACACAAUGUUGAUAUCACCAUGUAUCACCAUGUUGAUCAAAUCUAUUGCAUGUGAUGUGUUUUGUAGAUCAUUUAUUUGUUUAAGAAUUACAGGAUUUAGCUGUAAAAUUGCCACAUUUUAUUUCAGCCUCAUGGCAAAAUGUGUAGAAUAGCAGGAAAUGUGUUUUUCAAAAAUGUUAAAUGCAAAAAAAAUGUGUAGAAUAGCAUGAGAUCAGCUAUGAAAUUGCAAAUGUUUGUAAUGGGGCUCCAGAGUGGCGCAGCGGUCUAAGCCACUGCAUCUCAGUGCUAGAGGUGUCACUACAGACACCGUGGUUCGAAUCCAGGCUGUAUCACAACCGGCUGUGGUUUUUAGUCCCAUAGGGCGGCACAGGAUUGGCCCAGCGUCGUCCGGAUUUGGCCGGUGUAGCCCGUCAUUGUAAAUAAGAAUUUGUUCUUAACUGACUUGCCUAGUUUAAAAUAAAGGUUAAAUAUAUAUAUAUAUAUAUUUUUUUUUUAAAUCUUUGCUCCUUGGCAAUAUGUGUACAAUUGCAGGAAAUUUGCUUUAAAACAACAACAUUUUCUCUCAGCCUCAUGGCAAAAUGUGUCGUCAGAUGCUUCUGUUAAACAAUGGGAGAGUUGGACCGUGGAGGUACUAUCGUUAUCGUUGCUGCGGUACUCCACUGAUGGACUAAUAUAUUGUUCAAUGUGGUAACAUAUUAUAUAUUAUAUACAUUGUGUAUCAGCGCUGUGUUAACCUGAAAUGCACUGUGUCAGAAAUACAUUUUAGAUACAGACAGAUGACAGACAGACAGACAGACAGACAGACAGACAGACAGACAGACAGACAGACAGACAGACAGACAGACAGACAGACAGACAGACAGACAUAAAGGGAAGAGGCUUCUUGAGAAAGCAGCAAGCUAGACUGAAGUAACAAGACAAGGGCUUUUAAUCAAAACUAGAUAAUUACAUUAAUAUCUUAUUUUACAAACAUUUCUGGAGGAAUUUAUUUAUGCAAAAUGUAUCUCUGAUAUUUAUGUUUUCUGUGGAACUACACAGGAUGGAUUUAGUGUCUCGUUUACAAUUUUGGGGGGGGAAUACAAUAUAUUGCACAUAAAUCAAAACAUGAAAUCUUGUCUGAUAUUUAUCUGUGGUCUCAACAUGGACUCUACACAGUGUAGAAAUGUCUUUGGAAACUAUUUGAUACUUUGUUUUUUAAAUUUUUUUUAUUCCUACAGUGCAAAUGUGAUUGUCGAUAAAGUAGGUAAAUCAUAUCAGAAGAGCUUUAAUUACUACGUCAAAACAAAACCUUACUGCAGUGACCGAAACGGAAAGAACAUCGUCUUUCCUUGAUGCCGACACAUUUUUUUAAAUGUGUGUCGUCGGUGUUCUAUUAUGUAUUUGGUGCACUGAAUUUACUUUCAUAUAUUUCUAUACAUAUACAUGUAUAGUUAAUGAUAAUUAUGUAUGUCUUUACUCACAUCAAUCUAGAGAGAGAGAGAGAGAAGAAGAAUCUGUCAAAUAGUUUUUUUUUGGGGGGGGGGGUCUUCAAGAAAAAUAUGUAUUUUUCAAACUUGAAUAAGGCUUUUGAAGUCACUAAUAAUUAUAUAUUUUUGUACAAAAUGUAAAUCAACGUUCCUAAAGUUGAAAGUUCAGUGAAAAUGAUGAGUACAUCCAAUCUGACAUGUUAGUGUACUUCUUUUAGUUCCAUAAUGUACAAUAUUUAUUGAGAUGGAUUUUAAUGGGUGGUGGUGGUGGAGGGAGGGGGAAAUAUUAUUUUCUAUGUGCUGAAGUAGGUGUGUGUACUUAGGAACAAUACUCUUUGUUGUGUAAAGUCGUUGUGAAAUAUUAUUCAUAUGUUUUAUGGUCACAUAUUUAUUUUCCAGUGUAAUACAGAUUUUUUUUUUUAAAAGAAGAAAAGAAAGUUUGUUGAUGGGACCACAGAGGGUGUGUCUAAAUUCGAUCAGAGCUGUGUGUGGAUCUUUCAUUUCCUGAAAAGAGCUAUUCCUCUUUGGGGAGAAUGUUUAACACGUUUUUUUUUUUUUUCUGAGACUAGAUUCAUUUCAGUAACUAAGCCAAUCUGACGGAAAUGUGUUUUUAUACAUGUGAGUAAAGGAAUGUCAAACAGUAGACUAGCACUGUAGUCUGUGGUUUGAUUCUGUAUUGGGUUGAGAUUGUCCCUGAUUAUCUCUGUUAGGCUAAAGCGAUGAUAAAAUUUUAAAGGCACUGUUACAGGUAUUUGGAGAGCAAAGAUAACUAACAGAGAGAGAGAUUACCUGAUGUUCAUUGUAAGCACCUGACCCCUCAUGAUCAAGCCAAAGAUACGAGUUUAUCAGUACAUACAAAGUGUUUAGAUACAGUAUAACAUGGUUUACUUUACAGUGUCUGUUUGAAAAGGGUUUAGAUACAAACAUGUUUGGGUAGACAAGACGUUACACAUCAGCCCUGUUUACACCUGGUUCUAAUUGUCCUGAUCUGUUAAAUCAUCAUUAUCUCACCCUCUAAAAUCAUUUUUCAGGAGGCAUCGUUGACUGAUUACAGCAAUGUGUCUUACAAUAUAUAAAUACAUUAUAUUUUUAAAGAAUAGAUGUUGUAUAAAGAAAUGGACCAGGAAAUCUGGUCACAAUGCAGACACAGUGGACAGUAACACAUUUUAAUACCAUGUGUCGAAACAUUUCUGUAAAUGUGGGCACAUUCAGAAUGUAGACAAGAUCUGGACAAAUGAACCAUGUAUAAACGGGGCCCUUCUGAAAGUUGACUACAUAUUGAAAAAUACAGUAAAUUGUCAUGAUUUAUCACUGUGACGAUGAACAAUCGAUGUGAUCAAUGAUAAAUAUUACCUUGUAAUGGAUCAAUAACAAUACUGAUUUAAAAAAAAGGGGAAGUCAAGCUGCGGCGUAUGACGUCAUAUCCUGUGAAGCGUUGACACAACUGUUGGUUAUGCACUCAAUGGAAAAUUCCAUGUCAGGAGAGUGCGUCCCAAACUGCACCCUUUUCUUGCCUGACGACUCACCCUGAAUUUAAUUCCUCUGCACACUCAGUCUGAACCUGCCACCCCAGCAGUCCUUUUUGUGUGAAAUCAAAACGAAGGGGCAAUUAUACGAAACAAGUAAAUAAACGGUUGGAUUGUCUAGUCAGUCAGAGUAGCAAAAUGGAUAACGUUAAUCGUGUACGCCGGCUCUGGCCCAACCCAACCAAUCAGAACGACGUGUUUCGAAUUCUAUAA